Eimeria acervulina is the source of this 1173-nucleotide messenger RNA. RefSeq lists its product as hypothetical. The transcript has a single exon. NCBI's taxonomy places the organism in Eukaryota, Apicomplexa, Conoidasida, Eucoccidiorida, Eimeriidae. The record is from RefSeq and is a predicted model, not a curated record. Bases 1 to 1173 code for a protein of 390 amino acids.
AUGUGUUUGUUGCUGCUGCAGGUCGUACGCAGAUUCAGCGUCAGAAAGUAUGGCCAUGAAGAUGCCCAGAGAAGGGCAGAGGAGUUUUGUCUGCAGCAGCAGCAGCAGCAACAGCAGCAGCAGUUGCUGCAGCUGACUGCACACUCGGAGGCAGCAGCAGCAGCAGCUGCUGCUGCUGCUGCAGCAAAUGCAAAUACUGCAUUUACGGAUUAUGACCCGAAGCUGCUGCUCCUGCCAGACGUAGGAGUGCAGCAGCAGAUGCUGCUGCAACUGAAGCGGGAGGCGGAGAUGCAGCAGCAGCAGCAGCAGCAGCUUCUCGAUCAGGCAGCAGCAGCAGCGCCGGGAUCGGCUGCAGCUGCCUCCGGGCUACAGACUCAGCCGCUGCUCCUGGGUGCGCAGCAGCUGCUGGAGAGCAACAGCAGCAGCAGCAGCAGCGGGGAACCAGCAGCAGAAGACCCCAACAACAGCGAGGCGUUGCUGCGGCAGCAACAGAGGCUGCUGCUGCAGCAUGAGUUGCUGCUGGCUUCUUGCGCGAGGCAGCAGCAGCAGCAGCAGACGGAGAAAGACGUAAGGGACACAGCUACAGCAGCAGGAGCAGCUGCUGCUGCUGCUGUGCAGCAAGAUCAGCUGCAGUGCUUCCCUCUGCCGCUGCAGGAGUCAGGCUUGCUGCUGCAGCAGCAGGCAGCGAGCGGCCGGGCGCUGCAGCUGCUGUCUCUAAAGGAGGGCCCACAGCAGCAGCAGCAGCAGCAGCAGCUAACGGAGCAGUUGCAGCAGCAACUACUGCAGCAGCAAUUGCUGCAGCAGCAACUGUUGCAGCAGCAACUGCUGCUGCUGCAGCAGGCUGACUGUCAGCAGACCCUCAGGCCUGAAAGUGAACCACCAGCAGCACAGCAGCAGCAGCAACAGCAGCAAGAGCCGCUGCAGCAGGAGCUGCAGCAGCCGCUUCAUGAGGAGCAGCAGCAAGAACAACAGCAGCAGCAACAGCAGCAGCAGGAAGAAGGGUCGCAGCCCAGUGGUGUAGGAGAAACAGAGCUGCCUGCUGCUGCUGCUCUAGACGCAGCACCUGCUGCUGCUGCUCUAGACGCAGCACCUGCUGCUGCAGCUCUAGACGCAGCACCUGCUGCUGCUGCUGCUGCUCCAGAUGCAGCAGCAGAUGCCCCUAGAGAUGUUUGA